AUGCAGAUUGCGAUUGGGACAAUUGCAAAAAUACCAGAAGACUUUAUGGAGUUGCUAAUGGAGAACGACGGGGAUGGUGGACAUAUGCCUGCUAGCACUGUGAAGUCACCGCAACUUCCUCCUGUUAACUUGGAUGUGUCAGCUGUAUUUGUCUUAAUUUCGAACCUCACACAUGAACAUGGCACGGAUCACAUGUUCGACAGUACGCUACUCACCCAACAAGCUGAAAUGGAGAAGAGAAACCCAGCUAGAACACAAUUAUUGAGUCAAAUUGAAGGAAGAGAGCUGAUAAUUUGUCGGACCGCCUAUGAUUCGGUGCGCGAUAUUCUGAGUACGGUAGGAGGAGAUUCCGAGAAAAAACGCAUGGAAGAGUUAUUUAAAAACGUACGAUUGGUGGAUGAUGCCGUUUCUGAGAGGACAUCUAUAUUAAAGCAUUCGGAUAGGAUCAAUCAGCGAAGCAUAGUUAGUUGGUUUUGUAUCGUUUUUAUUUUGAUAUCAACAUGUGGUACCCAACUUUUUCUGGAGGGUAUUGAGGAGCCUUCGAUUUCAAAUAUAUUAACGAGGUGCAAAAAGGCCUGGUAG
Messenger RNA from Angiostrongylus costaricensis, 582 nucleotides. The record is from the annotation of a GenBank genome assembly. Lineage: Eukaryota; Metazoa; Nematoda; Chromadorea; Rhabditida; Metastrongylidae.